CCAAACUACAUCGACCCGUUUUUUCCACGAAACACUUCCACACAAUCACCCGCAAUGUACGCCAAACGCGGCCGCGGCGGCUUCCGCAGCGCCAACACCGCCAAAAAGCCCUUCAACAAGAAGCGCGCCUCCCCUUCCGACGACGAAUCUGCGCCGGCACCCAAGAAAGCGAAGAACGACGCCGAAGACGAGCCGCUCGUACCAGUGCUAGACACGGACGGUGACAAGAAUCCCUUUGUUGCUCUUAAAGCGAACGGCACGCGACGCGUCACAGUCAGCGAUUUCAAGGGACAGACGCUCGUUAGUAUUCGGGAGUACUACGAAGAUAAGUCGGAUGGGCAAAUGAAGCCGGGGAAGAAGGGCAUUUCGUUACCGAUCGACCAAUACAACGCACUGCUCGCCGCCGCGCCGCUCCUUGAGGCAGUUCUUGCUGAGAGAGAAGAGAAGAUUGCGAGACCGAAAUAUGAUGGGGAGGUUGCGAAGCUUGCUGAGGACAAUAAGGAGGAGGACGAGGCCGGCGCUAAGGCCGGGGACGGAGAAGAGAAAGAGGAAGAGGAAGAAGAGGAGUAGGUCCCGAAGACUUGCAAGUCUUUCAUCAGAAGAUACCAAUGGGUUGGCGUUUAGGGCGUCAGGGCUGGGUUAGAUUUUGGCGUUCGGCUCGGGCAUACUUCGCAAAGCAUAAUGCGGUUACAUUCCAGCUCAUUACGGUUGUCACGACUUGGAAUUGCGUUAUCGUACUGCAC
Paraphaeosphaeria sporulosa is the source of this 743-nucleotide messenger RNA. RefSeq names its product PC4-domain-containing protein. Gene Ontology annotation, molecular function: DNA binding; transcription coactivator activity. Bases 55 to 570 code for a protein of 171 amino acids. The record is from RefSeq and is a predicted model, not a curated record. The transcript has 3 exons. Gene Ontology annotation, biological process: positive regulation of transcription initiation by RNA polymerase II. NCBI's taxonomy places the organism in Eukaryota, Fungi, Ascomycota, Dothideomycetes, Pleosporales, Didymosphaeriaceae.